This is a messenger RNA of Prorocentrum cordatum, 920 nucleotides long. The record is from the annotation of a GenBank genome assembly. NCBI's taxonomy places the organism in Eukaryota, Dinophyceae, Prorocentrales, Prorocentraceae.
UGUCCCAUCGCUGUCGAUGUGCACAUCGCCCUGUCCAACACAAACGUGACGGGGUUCCGGGGAGCGAAGUACGAGCUGCCAGCCUAUGGGGAGGGGGCGUUCGAGAAGCCCUCCAUUGAGAAGCACUUCGAGACCAUGCGGGUGAGUGACGGAAUGCGACGGGUGGCUGAGUCGAUGCGUAAUGAGUUCGCGAGUUCUGGUGCUCGCGAGGUCCAUAUCAGAAUCGUCGAUGGCGAUGGGUUCGAGAAGGACAUGAGGAAAGUCCGGGAGGACAUCUUGGCCAAAGCCAAGGCGACGAGUAACAUGGAUCCCGAUGCCUUCGAUUAUUGGUGGAGGAAGCUGCCGAGCCGCGAGGGCCGCUUCGAGCAGAACGGCAACAUGAUGUACCUGCGCCACCUCGCCUACAGCUCCGCUGUGGCGGCCGAGAAGAAACUCCCCUACAAGUACACGCACGUCCUGUACACCCGCGAGGACAACGUCUUCGUGCACCCGCCCUUCACCCUGCUGCAGCUCGCCAGGGAUAUGGACAACGGAGCCGCGCCUUCGGAGUCUCCGGCGGCGAUCCUGGUGGACAAGCACUGCGGCUGGAACUUCUACUCCGACAAGCUCUACUUCGCCUCCCGGCGGGGCAUCGACGUGCUCUUUGCUCGGACCCGCGACGCGCACAUCUCCCAGAUGGCGCAGUGGAUCAACAUGGCACCGACGGCCACCAAGGGCACCGACCCGCUGAUGACGGAGGAGUACUUCAAGAGGCUGCUGGAGGCCGCCCACGCCAACGUCACGAAGUUCGAGUUCCGCCGCUUCGAGGCGCGGUACGUGGCCGGCUCCAGCAAGCCGUGCAUCCCUGACCUGUACAGGAAGUGCACCAUCGUUCCCAUGUUCGACACGUGCCCGAAGAAGUUCGCAGGCUACAGAUAGGC